AUUUUAGGAGGCGUGGGAAAAAAAUGUUAGGACGGGAAAUGCUCCUCAGUGACUCCAGCUGUAACAUAACGCAGGAUUGCAAAACCUCCCGUGCUCUUAAGCUUCUUCUUCCACCUCGUCCACUCUCUCUUCUCUCUCCCUCUCUCCUGCGCCAACUCCUCUCUCCCUCAAUCCCAAGCGAAUUACUCGUCUCCCCCUCCUGCGCUUGUCGGAGCUUCGUCUCCUCUGACUCUCCCGUCCUGAUUCGCCGCUCCACUCUCCUCCCUUCCGCCGCAAAGGGGGGGACUCAUGAUGAAGCUAGUGUAUCUGGCAAUUUUGGCGGCGGUCCUCGGCCUCGCCCGGGCGGAGGCGGAGCCGCAGUGCGCGCGGCGUGGUCGGAGCGCGCCGACGCGGCCGCACAGCGUGACGAUCACCGAGUUCGGGGCCGUCGGCGACGGCGUCACCCUGAACACGGUGUCCUUCCAGAACGCCGUCUUCUACCUGCGGUCCUUCGCCGACAAGGGCGGCGCGCAGCUGUACGUGCCCAAGGGGCGGUGGCUCACCGGCAGCUUCAACCUCACUAGCCACCUCACCCUCUUCCUGGAGACGGGCGCCGUCAUCGUCGGCGCCCAGGAGUUGUCACAAUGGCCAAUUGUGGAACCUUUGCCAUCAUAUGGCCAAGGAAUUGACCUUCCUGGUCCGAGACAUCGCAGCUUAAUAAAUGGGCAGAAUCUGAUUGAUGUCAUAAUUACUGGAAACAAUGGAACCAUAGAUGGCCAGGGUUCGACAUGGUGGAACUGGCUUCGCUCUAAUAAGUUGAACUAUAGCCGCCCACAUCUUGUUGAGUUUGUGGAUUCUGAAGAAAUUGUGAUUUCAAACUUGGCAUUCUUAAAUUCCCCUGCAUGGAGUAUACAUCCGGUGUAUUGCAGCAAUGUAGUGGUCCAUAAUAUCACAAUUCAGACUUCAGCAGAUGCUCCACUCAUUGAUGGGAUUGUUCCAGAUUCAUGCUCAAAUGUGUGCAUUGAAGACAGCAGCAUUAGCGUUAGCCAUGAUGCCAUCUCAUUGAAAAGUGGGUGGGACAACUAUGGCAUUACUUUUGGAAGGCCAACCUCAGACAUUCACAUUAGAAGAGUGGAUCUCCAAUCUUCAUUAGGAGCUGCUCUUGCAUUUGGGAGCGAGAUGUCUGGCGGGAUCUCGGAUGUGCAUGUCAAUCACCUCCGUAUCCAUGGUUCCUCCAAAGGCAUCUUCUUCAAGACUGCACAAGGCCGCGGAGGUUAUAUGAGAGAUGCAGUAAUCUCAGAUGUCCAAAUGGAAGAUGUUAAUGUUGCCAUUGCGUUCACCGGUGAUUGGUCAAGCCACCCAGAUGACCAUUUUGAUCCGGCUGCAUUCCCAGUGAUUAAUCGAAUCACCCUGAAGAACAUGGUUGGAACAAAAAUCUCGGUCGCAGGCAUUUUGUCAGGAAUUGUUGGCGAUCCAUUCACCAAUAUCUGCCUCUCCAAUAUCAAUUUCUCCUUAGCUGAUUCAGCCAACUCCACCUCUUGGUCUUGCUCCAACAUUUCUGGAUACUCCGAGUUGGUAUUUCCUGAGCCUUGCUUAGACCUCCAUAAUCCAUCCUCGAAUUCUUCCAUCUGCUUCUCCCUCCCUAGCUACCAUGCCAUUGCAGAAGCGUAAAUGCAUAGAGUACAAAGUGAUCCUUUCCUUGUUUAUUCCUUGUACAAUUCAGAGAAUCUAGCUUUUCCCUCCCCAAACUCUUUUAAAAUAGCCGCGUCAAAAGAAUCAUUCACUUUCCUACAGUCAGCUUUGAGGCUCAAAUUGCAGUCUGUGUUGCGUUCUUGGUGAGCAAUCCUGGCAGGUUAUCGACAGCGAGCUGUUUGGUUGUACAGUUAAAAUUUCUUCAUUCAAUCUGUAAGAAAAAUUUUGUGGUACUAGGAGUUGAGUCCAGAGAGUUGCUUCAUACAGUUGUUAAAUUGUCAUAAAAUAAACACAUCAUGAUUAAGUCA
Phragmites australis (common reed) is the source of this 1979-nucleotide messenger RNA. Its product is annotated as probable polygalacturonase. The record is from RefSeq and is a predicted model, not a curated record. Gene Ontology annotation, molecular function: polygalacturonase activity. Gene Ontology annotation, biological process: carbohydrate metabolic process. The coding region runs from base 289 to 1650 and encodes 453 amino acids. The transcript has 6 exons. NCBI's taxonomy places the organism in Eukaryota, Viridiplantae, Streptophyta, Magnoliopsida, Poales, Poaceae.